AUGGAGCUAAUUAGGAUCAAAUCGUUAGCCAUUUUUCUCUUUAUGCUCUCAUGGUUCACACAUCUCCCCUUGGGUCUAGCCUUCCUACCUCCCAACAAAGACAUGGGCUUAGACUUCCUCGUUCCACACAACAAGGCUCGAGCCCAGGUCGGGGUGCAACCCCUCACGUGGAACACGACCCUAGCAACCUAUGCUCGUGGGUAUGCAUACCAUAGACUUGGUGAUUGUGACUUGCGCCACUCCGAAGGGCCUUUCGGGGAAAACCUGGCUGAAGGUUAUGGUGACCAAUUCACUGCAACUGAUGCUGUCAAUAUGUGGGUUGGGGAGAAACCAUACUACGAGUAUGUAUCAAAUUCAUGUGUCGGUGAUGAGUGCCGUCACUACACGCAAGUGGUGUGGCACGAUUCUACUCAGCUCGGGUGUGCUAAGGUUAAGUGUCGUAAUAGUUGGUGGUUUGUGAUAUGCAGUUAUGAUCCCCCAGGGAAUUAUGAGGGCCAACGUCCGUAUUAAAUAAAUCAAUGUCUUUUGUAAGAACAUCGAUUUACAAUUAUAUGACAACUUGUAUUGUACAAAAUGAUUGAAUAAUUGUCUUUUGCUUUGGCCGAAAUGCACUAAUUAAUGUGAUUUUGUUUUGUCU
Molecule: messenger RNA, 637 nt
Organism: Cynara cardunculus var. scolymus (artichoke)
Lineage: Eukaryota; Viridiplantae; Streptophyta; Magnoliopsida; Asterales; Asteraceae
Product: basic form of pathogenesis-related protein 1-like
Exons: 1
Coding region: 1-510 (169 amino acids)
Cellular component (GO): extracellular region
Source: RefSeq, a predicted model, not a curated record